Lynx canadensis (Canada lynx) is the source of this 2907-nucleotide messenger RNA. It is a transcript of the gene ZNF16, whose product is annotated as zinc finger protein 16. Bases 537 to 2579 code for a protein of 680 amino acids. Lineage: Eukaryota; Metazoa; Chordata; Mammalia; Carnivora; Felidae. The record is from RefSeq and is a predicted model, not a curated record. Gene Ontology annotation, biological process: regulation of transcription by RNA polymerase II. The transcript has 3 exons. Gene Ontology annotation, cellular component: nucleus. Gene Ontology annotation, molecular function: RNA polymerase II transcription regulatory region sequence-specific DNA binding; DNA-binding transcription factor activity, RNA polymerase II-specific.
UCCGUCUCGGGGCCCAGCCGCAGUACUUCUGCGGCGGUGCCGGGAGAGAUUACCCGGAGUGGGGAGUUCGAGCCGGCGAAACCCCCACGUUUUGGACGGCGCUCCCGCGUGACUCCGAUACCCCAGCGGUGGGUGCCGGCCACGGGUGGUCUAGGCGGGGCGUCGUGGGAAGAGGGGCAGGCGGGCGGCUCGGCCUGGGCGGGGUUGGGGCCUCGGAGGCCCCUCCCCAGAGCGGGCCUGAGGGGCGCCCUCCAGAGGGUGCCCAGGACGGCCGAUCCUGACCCGCCCGGGAGCCAGCCUCAAAGCUGCGUGGCGAAGCUGCCUUAGGCGACGGGGCAGGUGUGCGGUGUCUGGCGCAUGGGGGUUGGGGUUCAGGAGAGGCCUCUGGACUUGGGUGCGAACGUCAGAACUGUACUGAGCUGCAUGAGAAGUGAGGUUGUCGCUUGUCGCCUGGAGGCCUAGGGUGAUGGAUUCACUCUUCAGGUGGCGAAGAAGCUCUGAGGAGAGAGGAAUAUAUUCUCCUCCACGUCCCAGCCAUGCCCAGCCUCAGAGCGCGCUCUGAAGAGGCAGAAAUGGAGCCCUCAGUUCCUAGACCAUCCCCUUGGAUCCCUGCAGCCCAGGCGUGUGUGAGUGAUGCUCCUGCUGUGACCCACCCUGGAUCAACACUCCGUGAUCCCCACUGCUGUGACUACACCGAGCCAGGAACCACCCCUUCUCACCAUCAGCGGCCAGAUUGGGACACCAGGACUGAGGACAAGGAGUUUCUUCAGAAGAGAGAAGUUUCUGAGGAUUUGGAAUCACAGGCAGAAGUAUCAGAAAACUAUACCAGUGAUUUUUCCCAGGCUUCUGAGUUUGGAGAACUCUGUGAGGAUGUCCUGGAGGGAGAUUGGGCAGCCCCUGACAAUGAGAAACGGGUGCAGUCCCACUACCAGGAGCGGGGCUUCACACCAGUGGCAGUGCUCCUUAGCAGCACCUUAGAGAAAGAGCUAGGCUGUAAUGACUUUGUGAGAAGCUUCAGUCUGAGCCCAAACCCAAUGGCAUCUCAGGGAAUUCCUACAGAAGAGAGAACACAUAUGUAUGACAUGUGUGGCCACAGCUUCCAACACAGUGUGGAGUUAACUAGCCAUGAAGGGCUUCACGUAGCCGAAAGCCCACUCAUAUGUAAUGAUUGUGGGAAAACCUUCAGAGGAAACCCUGAUCUUAUCCAGCAUCAGAUAAUCCAUGCUGGACAGAAGUCCUUCAUAUGCAAUGAAUGUGGAAAAUCCUUCAGUCAGAAUUCAUUUCUUAAAAGUCAUCAGAGGUCUCAUGUGAGUGUAAAACCCUACCAGUGCAGCGAGUGCAGGAAAACCUUCAGUGUGCAUUCUAACCUCAUUAGGCAUCAGAUUAACCACAGUGGUGAGAAGCCUUAUGUAUGCAAUGAAUGUGGAAAAGCCUUCAGCCAGAACUCAAGCCUUAAAAAGCACCAGAAGUCUCACAUGAGUGAGAAACCCUAUGAAUGCAGUGAAUGUGGGAAGGCAUUUAGGCGGAGCUCAAACCUCAUCCAGCAUCAAAGAAUUCAUUCUGGAGAGAAGCCGUAUGUGUGCAACGAAUGUGGGAAGGCCUUUAGGCGGAGCUCAAAUCUCAUUAAACACCAUAGGAUUCAUACAGGUGAGAAGCCUUUCCAGUGUAAUGAGUGUGGGAAAGCAUUCAGCCAGAGCUCACACCUGAGGAAGCAUCAGAGAGUUCACACUGGAGAGAGACCUUAUGAGUGUAAUGAGUGUGGCAAACCAUUCAGCCGGGUUUCCAACCUCAUUAAGCAUCACAGGGUUCACACUGGAGAGAAACCCUAUAAGUGCAGUGACUGCGGGAAGGCCUUCAGUCAGAGUUCAAGCCUCAUUCAGCAUCGAAGAAUUCACACUGGAGAAAAACCUCAUGUGUGUAAUGUGUGUGGAAAAGCCUUUAGUUACAGCUCAGUGCUCAGAAAGCACCAAAUAAUCCACACAGGAGAGAAGCCGUAUGAAUGUAGCAUCUGUGGGAAGGCCUUCAGCCACAGUUCGGCUCUCAUUCAGCAUCAGGGUGUGCACACGGGUGACAAACCCUAUGAGUGUCGGGAAUGUGGAAAAACAUUUGGUCGGAGCUCCAACCUUAUCCUUCACCAGCGCGUUCACACUGGGGAGAAACCCUAUGAAUGUACCGAAUGUGGAAAAACCUUCAGCCAGAGUUCAACUCUCAUUCAGCAUCAGAGAAUCCAUAAUGGAUUGAAACCUCAUGAAUGUAACCAGUGUGGUAAAGCCUUCAACCGAAGCUCAAACCUUAUUCACCACCAGAAAGUUCACACUGGCGAGAAGCCAUACACAUGUGUCGAAUGUGGUAAGGGCUUCAGCCAGAGUUCACACCUUAUUCAACAUCAGAUAAUCCACACUGGCGAAAGGCCAUAUAAGUGCAGUGAGUGUGGGAAAGCCUUCAGUCAGCGUUCGGUUCUCAUCCAGCACCAGAGGAUCCACACCGGCGUGAAGCCUUACGACUGCUCUGCUUGUGGGAAAGCCUUCAGCCAGCGGUCCAAGUUGGUCAAACACCAGCUGAUCCAUGCUAGGGAGUGAAACAGAGCUCCAUUCCCGACUCCUCUGGCCAUGUCCCAGCCUCACCCACUUCCCAGACUUGAAGCCAGGCUCACUUGCUGCCCUGUAAACCCAUAUCCCACUGUCCAAAAAACCUCAACCCUCCUUCCCCUGUCAUCAUUCCAGCCUCCUGUGACCUCUUGUUUCUUGUUUGUUUUGUUUAUACAUUUUGUUAUCAGACUGCCACAUUUAUUAGGAGGAAAAGGAUGAUAGAAGGUGCAUAUUCAUGAAUAGAGUUUAUUAUUAUAAUCAAACAGAACCAAAAAAGUAAAUUGACAUUUGGUUCAAAAUAACAACAGUAAUUCUUUUA